This is a messenger RNA of Telopea speciosissima, 2758 nucleotides long. RefSeq names its product putative potassium transporter 12. The coding region runs from base 129 to 2618 and encodes 829 amino acids. NCBI's taxonomy places the organism in Eukaryota, Viridiplantae, Streptophyta, Magnoliopsida, Proteales, Proteaceae. The record is from RefSeq and is a predicted model, not a curated record. Gene Ontology annotation, biological process: potassium ion transmembrane transport. The transcript has 10 exons. Gene Ontology annotation, molecular function: potassium ion transmembrane transporter activity. Gene Ontology annotation, cellular component: membrane.
UGGAGAUAAGAGAUUAGGAAGAGGUUUGUUUCUUGGUGAUUUACAUUCAUAAAGAGGAAUUUCCGCAACUGGGUUUUUCCUUUCACGAGAUCGUGAAGAAAUCAGCGAAGAACUGCAAGAAUAAGGGAAUGGAGCAAGGAGGAAUUGAGGAGAGCAUUCGAUUGGUUCGUUCGGAGUCCAGAUGGGUGGAUGGAAGCGAAGUAGAUUCAGAGUCUACCCAAACAUCCUUGUUUGAAGAGGACCAGCUCAGGGAAAAUCAUGGGUCUAUCAGAAGGAGGCUUGUGAAAAAACCAAAGAGAGUUGAUUCGUUUGAUGUUGAAGCCAUGUCUAUAGCUAACUCCCAUGAUCAACAUUCGAAGGAUCUCUCCAUUUGGGGUACUCUCGGACUGGCAUUUCAAACACUUGGUGUAGUCUAUGGUGACAUGGGCACAAGUCCCUUGUAUGUCUUUGCCGAUGUUUUUAGCAAGGUCCCUAUAAAGUCAGAUGUUGAUGUCUUGGGAGCUUUAUCGCUAGUGAUGUACACAAUUGCUCUUAUUCCUUUUGCUAAAUACGUUUUUAUUGUGCUCAAAGCUAAUGAUAAUGGAGAAGGAGGCACAUUUGCGCUUUAUUCAUUAAUUUGUAGGUAUGCAAAAGUUAAUCUAUUGCCGAAUCAGCAGCCAGCUGAUGAACUUAUCUCUAGUUUUAAGCUCAGACUACCCACUCCAGAGUUGGAGAGGGCAUUAAGGAUAAAAGAUUGUUUGGAAAGGAGAUCCUCCAUGAAAACCUGUCUAUUGCUUUUGGUUCUGAUGGGGACUUCUAUGAUAAUUGGGGAUGGUAUUCUUACACCAGCAAUGUCAGUAAUGUCUGCAGUGAGUGGACUACAGGGUGAAAUUCCGGGAUUUGAUACAAAUGCUGUGGUUAUGCUCUCGAUUGUAUUCCUCAUUGGAUUGUUCAGCAUUCAGAGGUUUGGGACUGGUAAAGUUGGUGUUAUGUUUGCACCUGCACUGGGUCUGUGGUUCUUUUCCCUGGGGUCCAUUGGAAUAUACAACCUAUUGAAGUAUGAUAUAACAGUUAUAAAGGCAUUGAAUCCAGCUUACAUCUAUUAUUUCUUCAAGAGGAAUAGUGCAAAGGCGUGGUCUGCCCUUGGUGGUUGCGUUUUGUGCAUUACAGGGGCUGAAGCAAUGUUUGCUGAUUUAGGCCAUUUCUCUGUCGUAUCUAUACAGAUUGCCUUCACCUGUGUUGUGUUCCCGUGUCUUCUCUUGGGUUACAUGGGCCAAGCUGCAUAUCUGAUGAAAUUCCCAACUUCUGCGGAAAGAAUAUUCUAUGAUUCUGUCCCAGAUGGUCUUUUCUGGCCAGUCUUUGUGAUAGCCACGCUUGCUGCCAUGAUUGCCAGUCAAGCGAUGAUAUCAGCGACAUUUUCUUGCAUUAAGCAAUCCAUGGCCCUAGGAUGCUUCCCAAGGAUGAAGAUUAUUCACACCUCCAGGAGAUUCAUGGGUCAGAUCUACAUUCCCAUCAUCAAUUGGUUCCUGAUGGUCAUGUGCAUUCUAGUGGUUGCCACCUUCAGGAGCACAACUGAUAUAGCUAAUGCAUACGGCAUUGCGGAGGUUGGUGUCAUGAUUGUGAGCACGAUCUUGGUGACAGUUGUAAUGCUUCUAAUAUGGCAGACCAACCUGUUUCUGGCUCUGUGUUUCCCGCUUGUAUUUGGGUCAGUAGAGUUCAUCUAUUUGUCUUCAGUCUUGACAAAGAUCAAGGAGGGUGGUUGGCUUCCGCUUGCUUUUGCUUCUUGUUUCCUCUGUAUAAUGUACAUUUGGAACUAUGGAAGUGUGUUAAAGUACCAGAGCGAGGUCAGAGAAAAGAUUUCCAUGGAUUUUCUUCUUGAACUGGGGUCGACACUUGGGACAGUAAGGGUCCCAGGGAUUGGAUUACUAUACAAUGAGCUGGUACUAGGGAUUCCCUCGGUCUUUGGACAGUUCCUAGUCAGCCUUCCGGCCAUUCAUUCAACAAUUGUUUUUGUCUGCAUCAAGUAUGUCCCAGUCCCAGUCGUCCCUCAAGAAGAAAGGUUUCUUUUCAGAAGGGUUUGCACAAAGGACUAUCACAUGUUCCGCUGCAUUGCCCGUUAUGGUUACAAAGAUGUCAGGAAGGAAGAUCAUCAUGCCUUUGAGCAACUUUUGGUUGAGAGCCUCCAGAGUUUUUUGAGAAAGGAGGCUCAAGAUCUUGCAUUGGAGAACAGCUUAAAAGAGACUGAAUGUGACGAUGUUUCAAUGAGGUCUAGGGAGUCUCUGAUCCCGGGUAGUGAGGUCGGGGAGCUUCAGGUUCCACUGUUGCAGGAUCAAAGAACAGAGGCAGGGGCGUCUAGCUCAGGGGAAGCCGUCCCCAUGUUGCCAUCAAGUGUCAUGUCCUCAGAUGAGAAUCCAAGUUUGGAGUAUGAACUUUCAGCCCUUAGAGAAGCCAUGGAUUCAGGAUUUACGUAUCUGCUUGGGCAUGGGGAUGUGAGAGCAAGGAAAGAUUCUUGGUUCCUUAAGAAGCUGGUUAUAAACUAUAUUUAUGCUUUCCUGAGGAAUAAUUGCAGGGCUGGAGCAGCAAAUAUGAGAGUUCCUCACAUGAAUAUCAUGCAAGUUGGGGUAACUUAUAUGGUUUAAACCAGGCAAUGCUCUCAUGUUUGAGUUCUUGAGGGGCUGUUUGCAUCUGUUGUAAGCCAUCUGUAACUGUUGCCCAAUCAAUAACAGAAUUGAAAAUUUGUUGAGGAAGUAAGUAGGCAUUUAUGGUCUCAGUUACUAAA